Brassica napus (rape) is the source of this 546-nucleotide messenger RNA. Its product is annotated as NADH dehydrogenase [ubiquinone] 1 alpha subcomplex subunit 1. The record is from RefSeq and is a predicted model, not a curated record. Lineage: Eukaryota; Viridiplantae; Streptophyta; Magnoliopsida; Brassicales; Brassicaceae. The transcript is spliced from 3 exons. Bases 90 to 287 code for a protein of 65 amino acids.
UGUUUUGUUAAUUGAAUCAGCAUUUUCAAACUCUCAAAUCAUUUGGUGAAGUUUGGAUCUUUGAUACAGAGAAGAGGAAGAAGAAGAAGAUGUCGUUGGUGUGGCUAGAAGCGGCUCUGCCUCUGGGAAUCAUCGGAGGGAUGCUCUGCAUCAUGGGCAAUUCUCAGUACUACAUCCACAAAGCUUACCAUGGCCGUCCGAAGCACAUCGGGCAUGAUGAAUGGGAUGUUGCUAUGGAGAGACGCGACAAGAAAGUCGUCGAGAAAGCCACAUCUCCUUCCUCAUGAUCCUCCUCAGGUCUGUGUUGUUUAAGAAGCGGGGCUAACGGAUACUCCAGAAGAGACGAAGAAGAAGCCGAAGAAUCUAAUUCUGUUAUUCCCGUUUUGAUUCUGUUUUCAAGAUUGAGACCUUGAUGACAUUUGGUUGAUAACUUGUCUCUUUUUGUUUGUGAUGCAUGUUGUUAAGCUGCAUUACAUUUGGUUUACAACUACACUCUUGCUGUGUGAACGUAUUAUGAAUAAUCUCGAAAAAUGGCUCACCUGAAAA